CUCCUCGCAAUCAACGAUGCGCAGCGCGGGGUUCGUGGCGACGGCCGCCAUCGCGCUCGGGUCGUUGGCGCUCAUCGGACCCGUCGCCGUGCGCUGGCAGAUCCCGGCGCAGUGUCUCGAGCACCAAGAGACUCGACCACUCGACGACGCGUUGACCUCGUACUUUGGCGUCGACGGCCUUGAUAACGCCCUUUGCAUCAUCGGCCACUUCUUCCAACAGAGUCAAGCGCUGCCGUCCGAGCCGAUCGCCGACAUCAUCAACGCGCUGCUCGUCAACUGCGUGGCCGCCAUGGCGCUCUUCAUGGGUAUCGAGUCCACGCGCCAGGGACCGCGUGGGCCGGUCGCGUGGCCAGUCGUCAUUGGCACGGCGUACCAAUGGGGCGGCAUCUUCUUUGCGGCGUCGGUGCUCUGGCUUCCGGCCUUCUUUGCAGCGUACCCAGAGCCGCUGGCGACCACGCGCGCGAUCCCUCUUCGCGACACGACGCUUGGCUCGGGUGCGCUGCUCUGGUUCAUCGGUCUCGGCACAUUCGCCUUUGCCGUCGUCUUCCAUGCCAUGCACUAUGCUCAUGGCAGCGUCUUUGCGCACGCCUUCAUCGUAUUUCAGUUUUGGCCGUCGCUCUUCCCGCUGCUCUACCCGGCAGUGCGCUGGUUGGCGCCGCACCCGAAGGUCGUCGCCGAGGCGGCGGCCGCCUCGACGACUGCGAGCUUCCUGUACCGCGCCUUUGCAGCGGCGUUGACGCUACAGCACUGGACCUCACUGGCUAUCGUUCUCGCUCACUCGGACGCUAUGGACCUCGUGCACGGACUCGCGAACUUUGUGUGCACAUACCCGCCGGACGCGAACCUGAUCCCGUCGUGGUUUCUCGUGGUCGACGGCGUCUCUGUCUUUGCCACGAUGACGCUUCUCGUCGUCGCCGAGGCGCGCAACGGCGCGCGGACGUUCGCGCACUUGGUGCUCGCGAGUAUCGUGCUCGGAGCGGGCGCCGCCUUUAGCCUCUUGUGUGCGACGCGCGAAGAUGCCAUUCGGUCGACGCACUUUGGCAAGAGCAAGCAGCAGUAGGUAGCGUACUAGUUUAAACCAACAAAACACCAGGUUUUAUUGACAAUA
Saprolegnia diclina VS20 is the source of this 1108-nucleotide messenger RNA. RefSeq lists its product as hypothetical. The coding region runs from base 17 to 1060 and encodes 347 amino acids. Lineage: Eukaryota; Oomycota; Saprolegniomycetes; Saprolegniales; Saprolegniaceae. The record is from RefSeq and is a predicted model, not a curated record. The transcript has a single exon.